Molecule: messenger RNA, 1532 nt
Organism: Umbelopsis ramanniana AG
Lineage: Eukaryota; Fungi; Mucoromycota; Umbelopsidomycetes; Umbelopsidales; Umbelopsidaceae
Exons: 5
Coding region: 34-1299 (421 amino acids)
Molecular function (GO): RNA binding
Source: RefSeq, a predicted model, not a curated record
GCAAAAGCUUGAAUACCAACCAACACCGUCAGAAUGUUGCGGCUGCCGAGAUCUUCCAUUAGGCACCUGCAUGCUACCGCCUCGUCUUGCAAUCGGAAGAUACCAAAGAAGCAGGUGGAACAUUUACCUGCUGAAAAGUUGGAUUCCUUAGCGUCCAUGCUGGAGCAGAAUGCAAAGGUCAACUCCAAAACAAGUGCGCAGGAAACACUAUUUGAAAUGCUUGAACAAGACAGACCAAAGUCGACAAACCUAAGAAAGAAAGCCUACGAGAAGCUUAUGACCAAAAUAGACACCUCUUACACUGUUCAGCAACUACAAUCGUAUCUCCGGAGUCAAAAUAUCCCAGCUCCAAGACAUAAGACGGCUUUGGUAGAGCGAAUUGUGAAGCGAGCUUGGGGCAUUGAGUCCCCAGAAGAACGUGAGGCCGCCAGAAAGGUCAUUACGGAAGUGCUGCCCAGUACAAAGCGGGAACUCGUCUUGUUGAUCAGCGAUCAAGGUCAGUUUCUUCAACAUGUGCAAAAUGAAACCAAGGCGUCCAUUACUGUACAGUCGCACGAUCAAAGCUUGUUGUUACACGGAAGAAAAACGGCUGUUGAGGAAGCAAAAAAAAUGCUCCAGGAUUUACCAGAACCAGUUGAAACCACGCGACGUCAAGCGGCUUUGCCCGAGCGAUGGCAAGAGCUUGAACGUCUCAUCCCUGAGAUGUCAAAAUUGACUCGAGCAUUUAUAUCACCGGAACAAGACGGUGUGAUUCGGGUAUCUGCCAAAACACAGGAGAAGGUCGAUUCAGCAAAUCGAUUACUAGAUGUUGUCAGUAGCAAGCUUAAGUUAGCCAAGUCGACACAGUCGCCUGACCAAGCAAAUGAAACGCUUUUGCGAAGUAUUGGUGAUGAAAGCCUUGCAUUCAUGCCGUUUUAUGACCCCAUCGCCAUGCCACUGACAGCAAAAAUUAGCGGAUGGAGUCGCCUUCAAUCUGCAAGUACUGAUAAGGACAGCAGCUCGGCAUUAUCCACAAUGCAGGAUAACAUAAAGGAUGAGGAACUUGUUUCUGGAUACACCGGACGGCGCAGCACAGCUUUAUCAAAGCUACGGGACGAAUUUAGGAGGGAAUUUGAUGAUAACAAAUCAUUCAACGUUGAUAUAUAUGCCAGAUUUGGCAACCUGAUCUUUCAAAAUCCAACCACUACUCCGAAUGGCCCCAACUACUUGCAUAGCCCUAUUAAUGGCGCUUUUAGCAUAAGCGAUUUUCAGAAACAGUACGAUUGGCAGCAUGAAAGGCAGUGCUUCUUUUCCAGGUGAGUGGUAUACCAAAUUGAAGUCAGUGCGGAACAGCGUGAGUAACACUGUACCAUUGUGUUCCACAGCCAACCAUCUAAACGCCUGACUUUGCCGUAUACACCAUUGUCGCUCAAGCCAAAACGCUCAGUUACAUUAGAAUACAUAGACAGCGACUUUUGGAAGUCAGCAAAGACAAAGUCUCACCAGCGGCUUUUGGUUGAAUUCAACGUUGGCAGUGACCAUACACUGGCUCC